CGUGAUUUUUAGAGUAUAACAUGAGGUUUUGAAACAGUCCCGAGUGCGAUUGUGUGGUUUGGCGCGGCGCGCCACGUCAUCGCCCGUGUUGUCGGUCGCUUCCCGAAUCCCGGUCUUAGUCGUGGCGGGAAAGUGACAGGCUGCCGGCGGGCGGGUAUUAUUAUCAUUUCUCAAAGAGACAGUCAGCACCAUGGAGGUGGAAAUGAAAGAGACUGGUGCCAGCGAGGCGGAGGAGAGGCAGCCCGGGAAGGACUCGGCAAGCUCGGCGGCUGGGAAAGGGGCGAGCGGCGCGUAUGAGAUGCCCUGGGUGGAAAAGUAUAGACCAUUAAAGCUGAACGAAAUAGUGGGGAAUGAAGAGACAGUCAGCAGGCUAGCGGUGUUUGCAAGAGAAGGCAAUGUACCUAACAUUAUCAUUGCAGGUCCUCCAGGCACUGGUAAGACGACCAGUAUCUUGUGCCUGGCCCGGGCGCUGCUGGGUCCUGCCAUGAAGGAUGCGGUGCUGGAGCUCAAUGCCUCCAAUGACAGAGGUAUUGACGUUGUAAGAAACAAAAUCAAGAUGUUUGCCCAGCAGAAGGUGACGCUGCCGAAAGGGCGACACAAGAUCAUCAUCCUGGAUGAAGCGGACAGCAUGACUGAUGGAGCCCAGCAAGCCCUCAGGAGGACAAUGGAGAUCUACUCAAAAACAACCCGCUUUGCAUUAGCCUGUAAUGCCUCGGACAAGAUCAUAGAGCCAAUCCAGUCCCGCUGCGCUGUGCUGCGCUACACCAAGCUGACAGACGCGCAGGUCCUGGCCCGGCUCAUGGAGGUUAUAGAGAAGGAGAAGGUGCAGAGCACUGAUGAUGGGCUGGAGGCCGUCAUCUUCACAGCGCAGGGGGACAUGAGACAGGCAUUGAACAAUUUGCAGUCUACAAAUUCUGGAUUUGGCUAUGUCAACAGUGAAAAUGUGUUUAAGGUCUGUGAUGAGCCUCACCCCCUGCUCGUGAAAGAGAUGAUUCAACACUGUGUGAAUGCCAAUAUCGACGAGGCUUACAAGAUUCUUGCCCAUCUUUGGAAGCUGGGUUACUCCCCCGAAGAUAUCAUCGGAAACAUUUUCAGAGUUUGCAAAACCUUCCAGAUGCCCGAGUACCUUAAACUGGAGUUCAUCAAGGAGAUCGGCUACACCCACAUGAGGGUGGCUGAAGGGGUGAACUCUCUGCUGCAGAUGGCUGGACUCCUGGGACGACUCUGUGCAAAGACAGCCGCCCCUGCAGCCAGCUAAACCAGCCUUCCAGCGAGUGCAGAGUCUACCGCAUGCCCUGCCCCUCCCUGGGGUACAGCCAGACACAUCCCUCACUACAUGUUUUCAAAACAGAUUAGACAUACUGAACGUAGAUGUUUUGAGUAUUUCCAUGGUUAGAGAAUUCAACAGAAAUACUGUGUAUGUGCUUGGGGAGGUACUUCCAUGCAAAAAUGUAUUCCCACCCCAUCAUACAGGGUGAUUAGCAAGUAAGUUUACCACAUGAACACACCGUAUCAUUAAUGUGGUAAGCUUACUUUCUAAUCAUCCUGUGUGUGUGUGUGUGUAUAUAUAUAUA
Polyodon spathula (Mississippi paddlefish) is the source of this 1574-nucleotide messenger RNA. It is a transcript of the gene rfc2, whose product is annotated as replication factor C (activator 1) 2. The transcript has 11 exons. Lineage: Eukaryota; Metazoa; Chordata; Actinopteri; Acipenseriformes; Polyodontidae. Gene Ontology annotation, molecular function: ATP binding; ATP hydrolysis activity; DNA binding. The record is from RefSeq and is a predicted model, not a curated record. Gene Ontology annotation, cellular component: nucleus; DNA replication factor C complex. Gene Ontology annotation, biological process: DNA-templated DNA replication; DNA repair. The coding region runs from base 191 to 1258 and encodes 355 amino acids.